Molecule: messenger RNA, 3926 nt
Organism: Tripterygium wilfordii
Lineage: Eukaryota; Viridiplantae; Streptophyta; Magnoliopsida; Celastrales; Celastraceae
Product: MMS19 nucleotide excision repair protein homolog
Exons: 19
Coding region: 86-3541 (1151 amino acids)
Biological process (GO): iron-sulfur cluster assembly
Cellular component (GO): cytosolic [4Fe-4S] assembly targeting complex
Source: RefSeq, a predicted model, not a curated record
AAACCGCUCAGAGUUGUACCCUAAACCCUUUUUCUCAACUUUCAAGCUCCUUGAGCCCAAACGCAGUCUGCCAAUUCCGGAAGUAAUGGCAGAGCCGAGUCAGUUCACCCGACACAUUGAAUCGUUCGUCGACUCGUCCUGCUCUGCGACACAACAGACUGCAAGUCUGGAUGCGAUUACCUUACUCUUGAAGAAUAAUGUGUUAACACUGGAAGCACUGGUUAAAGAGUUGGGAAUGUAUUUGACCACGACAGACAACAUAAUUCGUGCUAGAGGUAUCCUUCUUCUUGGAGAAGUGCUUAUACGUCUUUCAUCGAAGCCACUGAACAAUGCCACUAUACAUAGCUUGAUAGUAUUUUUCACUGACAGAUUGGCAGAUUGGAAAGCUCUGCGUGGCGCACUUGUUGGCUGCUUAGCUUUGAUGCGAAGGAAGAGUAUUGCAGGUAUGGUCUCUGAGAGUGAUGCAAGGGCUCUUGGACAGUCUUAUUUACGAAACCUUCAGGUGCAAUCUUUGGGACAGCAUGACAGAAAGCUUUGCUAUGACCUGUUGCAAUGCCUAUUAGAAUCCUAUCCUGAUGCUGUUACCUCUCUGGGUGAUGACAUCCUUUAUGGAAUCUGUGAAGCUAUUGAUGGAGAGAAGGAUCCUCAAUGCUUAAUGCUAGGUUUUCACAUUGUGGAACUUCUUCCACGAUUAUUUCCAGAUUCAUCUGGAUUACUUGAAAGUUUUGCUAGUGAACUUUUUGAGGUUUUAGGGAGUUACUUUCCCAUUCAUUUUACCCAUCCAAAAGCCGAGGAUGUUUCUCCGAAGAGGGAUGAUCUAUCAAAUGCACUAAUGUUGGCAUUUUCUUCAACACCUCUUUUUGAGCCAUUUUCUGUUCCCUUGCUUCUUGAGAAACUUUCUUCCUCUCUGCCAUCAGCAAAGGUUGAUUCUCUGAAGUAUCUCAGUAAUUGCACACUGAAGUAUGGAGGAGACAGAAUGGCUAAACAUGCUGGAGCUAUUUGGUCUUCACUAAAAGAUGCAAUAUAUUCUUCCCUGCUAGUUUCUGAUCUAUCCUUUGUUGCAGAAACACUCAAUGAUCAAGGCUCUCAGGAAAAUGAGAUUACAAGGGAAGCUCUAAAACUUCUUCAGAAGGUUUUCAUGCAAAAUACUGAUGUGUACUUCAGUUUGCUGGCUAGUGAUGAAGAUGUCAAAAUGACUUUCAACAUGAUAUCCAGUUGUAAGGAAAACAGUGAAUUUCCCCUUCAAAGCAAGCAGAGACUACAUGCUGUGGCUCUGAUCCUUUUUGCUUCUACUAAGGCUUCUGUUGCCUCCUGCAAUAGAAUCUUUGAAAGUUAUUUCCCUCGCUUGAUGGAUGAUCUGGGGCUUUCAGUGGAAAACUCAUCUGUAGCCUAUAACUAUAAGUCAAAUGAAAAUUGUGUGGAUCCUGAAAGGCUUAAUUUUGGAGCUCUUUAUCUCAGCAUUGAACUCCUUGGGUCAUGCAGAGAUCUGAUUGUAAGCUCUGGAGAGCGUGUAUCCGAAACUACAUAUGUACAUGAAAAAUGGUGCUACUUGCUUCAGAGCUUUUCUACUUCUUUAGGCAAGACAUUCAGUUCUAUCUUGGCAACUGAUGACGGCCACGCUCAGGAGGCAUAUAUUUAUCUCGGAGUGAAAGGUUUGCAGAUUCUGGCUACGUAUCCUGCAGACUAUUCAUUAGUGUCGGAAUCAACAUUUGAGGAUAUUUUGAUGACAUUCAUAUCAAUUAUCUCCAUGGAUUUCAGCAAAACAUUAUUGUGGAAACUGGCUCUAAAUGCGCUCGUACAUAUUGGCUCUUUUCUCAAUAGAUUGCAUGAGUCUGAGAAGUCACGAACCUAUACAAGGGUUGUUAUCAAUAAGAUUGUCUCCUUGGUUUCUCUUGAUGACUUGAGUAUGCCAUUUCCUCUCAAAUUGGAAGCCAUUUCUCACAUUGGUACAUCUGGGCUGAACUAUAUGCUGAAAAUUGUUGAAGGAUUGAAAGAAGCUAUAUGUGCCAACCUACCCAGGGUCUACGUUGGCAGACAUACCAAGUCAGCUGAAAUCAUUGUUCAGGUUCUGGAGUGCUUCUCUGACAAGGUGCUUCCAUGGAUGCAGGAAAAUGGAGGUUGCGAAGAAUCCCUGUUGAGAUUUUCUGUAUGUAUGUGGGAGCAAAUAGAAAACUGCAUGGCUUCGAGUGUUGGGAUCCAUGAAAAAGGCCUUCUUGACUCAAUAUCAAAGGCAAUGAAGCUUGCCGUUGGGUGUUUUUCCGCCGAGAGCCAAACCAUAAUAGUUGAGAAAGCUUACAGUGUAAUAUCAGCCAGAAGUUGUUUUCCAAAUAAUGAAUAUACAUUCAGCAUUCCAGUGCAACUGGAAGGGUUACAACUUGCUCGAGAGAUUGGCAACUUUUCCAACAGAGAUGAAUGGACUUAUUCAUUAUUCGCAUCAGUAAUUAUAGCACUUCAUCCUCAAGUGCACUUACCAAAUUUAAGAACUUUAUUGCGUAUGUUCAUGAUUGCGCUCCUCAAGGGUCACAUUCCAGCUGCUCAGGCUUUGGGGUCAAUUGUUAAUAAAUUUGGCCUGAAAUCCAAUGGAAUGGAGAUUUCUGGUGAUUGUACAUUGGAAGAAGCAUUGGAGAUAAUUUUCUGCACUAGUUUUCAUGGUUCCCAUGAAAAUGGUCGUGCAAGCCAAUGUGGUCAAGUGAGCAAUAGUAAUCAUAUGGACCUCACUGGUCUAUGCCUUGGUGCUGUAAACAAUAAUCUGCUUCAAAUUCAUGCCAUUGUUGGGCUGGCAUGGAUUGGAAAAGGUUUGCUCAUGCGGGGUCAUGAAAAAGUUAGAGACAUAACAAAGGUCUUAGUAGAGUUCUUACAAUCACAUGACAGAACAGAUAUCUUGACAUUAAAACAAGGAUCUUCAGAGAACGGUUCGGUGCAGUUUUCCUCUGUGAUGAAAUGUGCAGCGGAUGCUUUUCAAAUUCUUAUGAGUGACUCUGAGCAUUGUUUGAACAGAAAAUUUCAUGCGGUAGUACGACCGCUUUAUAAGCAACGGUUUUCCUUCACAAUAAUGCCCAUUCUGCAGUCUUUAAUCCUGAAAUCUGAUGUGUCAUCAUCACGAUUUUUGCUGUAUCGUGCAUUUGCGCAUGUCAUAUCUGACACCCCACUAAUUGCGAUCUUGAACGAUGCAAAGAAGCUAAUUCCGAUGUUGCUGGAUGGCUUAACCGUGUUAAGCAAGGAUAGAGAGGAUAAAGAUAUCGUAUAUAGUGUCCUGCUUGUCUUGUCUGGAGUAUUGACAGAUAAUAAUGGACAAGAAGCUGCUAUUGAGAAUGCUCAUAUUACCAUUAAUGGCCUCACUAGGCUUAUUGAUUAUCCUCAUAUGACGCUUGUUCGAGAGACAGCUAUUCAGUGUCUUGUUGCCUUGUCUAGACUGCCUCAUGCAAGGAUUUAUCCUAUGCGAAAGCAGGUACUACAAGCUUUAACAAGAUCUCUUGACGAUCCAAAGAGGUCUGUUCGUCAAGAAGCUGUUAGAUGCCGGCGUGCGUGGUCAAUGCUUUAGAUCUGUGCUCCGAUAGUUUUGACUAAACAGUACACAACCGGAAAUGCUUCAUAUUGUUUUCUUUUUCCCCUUCAACCAUCAAAAUGGGCAUCAAAUGCAUCCAGAAGCCUUAUAGCUAGGCAAAAACCCAAAUUCAUGGUUUGUUGUGUUUGUCUUAGUUUUCUCAAACCAUGACCCCAUAUGUGUAUAUAUUUGUAUGGAAAUGCUGAGUGAAUUCUAAUGUGAUAUAGAUAUUUAUGAUCUGAUUUAUGUUGUACAUAAGGAGUUGAGUACAAAAUAAUUUUACUGUAAUGAGGAAAUCAAGAUGUAAUAAUUUUAUAAUUGCAUAUUCGCGGUGUUCUACCGUUAUCAUUGACAUCAUUUUCGUGGGAUGACUUUGACUGAU